This is a messenger RNA of Ruditapes philippinarum (Manila clam), 1199 nucleotides long. RefSeq lists its product as uncharacterized. The transcript is spliced from 3 exons. NCBI's taxonomy places the organism in Eukaryota, Metazoa, Mollusca, Bivalvia, Venerida, Veneridae. Bases 1 to 834 code for a protein of 277 amino acids. The record is from RefSeq and is a predicted model, not a curated record.
AUGUCGAAAUAUAAAAAAGAUGAAAAAGAAUACAAGAUCUCAAGUCACGGAAAACUAGUCCAGCUAAGCCAGUUUACAAACUAUACAAUAGAGAUCCGAGUGUGCCUGUUCCAAAAAGAAACUACUUCCAGACGAGUACUUGUACCUGAUCAGGUUCCAAAAGCAGAAAUCACAGAUGAAAAUCUGGCCUUACUGUCUUCAGAAAAGGAAACAGAAGAAUCAUCUCAGAAUAAAGAAACAUUUCAGAUUGAAAAUUUUAUUAGUAAUAUUACAGAACAUGAAACUUUUUGUGAAAAUCAUAUCCUUAUCGAUUACAAUGAAAAUGGAAAUUUGUUGACUGAUGAAACAGAAUCAAUGCAGUCUUUAAUGGAAAUUGGUGAUGGUUCUGAAUCACAUGAGGGCUCUGAAUCUGAUGAUAACAGUGAUGUGCUGGAUAAUACAGAUUCUGUAAGUUCUGAUACAGAUUAUGUAAGUUCUGAUGCCAGUAGUGUAAACAAUGAACAGUGUGAGUCUGCUCAGUGCAUUAAUAAGGAAAAAGAUUAUUCAUUAGCGUUCCUUUCAUUUGCCAUGAAUUACAAUUUGGCUGGAAACUGCAUUUAUGACUUGAUACUUUUACAUAAGUCAACAAAUCCACAAUCAAAAUCGUGGCUUCCAAAUAAUUAUAAACAACUAUUAAAAAAAACUGUGCUUUCUGGACAUCAGGAUAAUUAUCGUCAACACCACUAUUGUAUGAAAUGCUUCAAACUUUUCCAGCUGACGAUCCAAAUGAAUAUAAAUGUAAAACACAUGGGUGUGACGGACUUCAAUAUAUGGGGCCGGAGAAUGUCCAGUUAGAUAAGACAAGAAAACAUUAUUUUUAAAUAAGUAUUAGGGCGGUAUUUUUAUAACAGAAGGUCAAUUCAUUUAGAAGUACUUGUUCAAGGUAAUAAAAAAAUAUCGAUUGACAAAUACAUCAGUGUGUUAGUUUUCUGUCAGGGACAAAAUAUCAUACAUGUCUUAUAUUUUUAAAGCAGCUUUAAGGGAGAAUAGAAGGAAAAAAUUAUGUAGUGUGAUUGUUAAACAAAUUCUCAGACUGUAAAGUAGUUGUGGACAAAAAAAUGAAACUGACUGAACUGCCAUGUAGACAAACAUGUUAUGACUCUGAUUUCAAUAAAUGAUCUGGCAAUGUUGUAGCUAUCAUGCCAGUUGUGGUCAAAACA